UAUAAUCCGGCUUCGACGGAGUUGCGCGUGUAUACCUAGCCGAGUAAAUUAGCAUCGCUCUUCCCUUGAUGGAAACAAGUUCAUCAAAUUCCUGAUACAUGAAUCGCCAAAUUUUGAUGUUAUAAUGCUGGUCCAUGCUUUAAUCACAAAUUACAAAUCGAUGUUAAACGUGAAAAAGAAAAAUAAGACGGAUCUGUUUUAGGCGUCGAUGUCUUUGAUGGAUAUCCGAGCAAUGCCAGACAACACCAUUUUCAGCUAUUGGAAGGUAACUUUGGGUACCCUUUUGUCAGUUUUUCAGUUUUGGCAAUGCCCAAAUUCAGCAAAUGCAGAUUUAUUAUCAUAUAUUUGUUUCUCUCGCAAUUAAGGGUUUUAGAAAAUUGAGAUUCCGGAAGGCAGCUGUAGAAUGUGUUCCCAUAUAAUUUGGCGUUCUGUAUACAUAACUUGGUUUUUCUUGUAAUAACGGCGAGGUGCAAGUUUCAGACAUGUCAACAUUGAUAUUUUAGCAGUACGCCUAUUUUCACCGAAUAGGUUUCGGGGGAAUGGGCCUUAAACGGGUAUGAUUAUCAAUUGAGGAGGUUACAAAUUACAAUUUUUUUUCUUGAAGUGGGAAAAUGGGAAUACCUGGAUUGGGUAAAAUGGGCAAUCAGUUCCGUAUAUUGCUUAACCUGGGGUUUAUUUUUCUUUUGUUUGUCUCUCUGUUGGAUCGUGUAAAUAUUUUAAAAUCCCCCCCUUACCUCAGUGGAUUUUCUCCAAGAGCUUCUUAUCGGUGGAGUUUGGCACAGUUUGAACCUGAAUUUCGGUCAAAAAGACCAGACAAUUCGGUGUUUCUUAUAAAAAAUAUAACUUUGGCUGAGGCUGGAGAUGCAAGUUUAGGAGAAGACCAUCAUCAAUUCUCAAGAAUACAGACUAGUAAUAUUUUGGGAGCUCCUAUGGGGAAUCUCUCAGUAAAGCGUCAGAGUUUCAGGAGAACACUUGUGGAAAACUCAACAAAAGCAGGCAUUAUAGGGGUCGGAGAAUCGGACGGUGUUGACAGCCUUUCUUCCUGUGCGGGAUUGGAAAAACACGUUGGGUAUGCGAAUCGGUGUGAAUUUAUCAAAGCCCACAAGCAAUGCACUUGUGGAGGAGUUAUUGAGUACACAACAUUCUUCUACUGCACGUGCAAGAACUGGCCACUGUUUGGCUAUGCUGUCUUAGGUCUUUGGUUGGUGGCACUAUUCUAUAUGCUGGGCAAUACAGCAGCAGAUUACUUUUGUUGUUCUUUAGAGAAGUUGUCUAAACUCCUGAAACUGCCUCCGACAGUUGCUGGAGUGACUCUUCUUCCUCUAGGUAAUGGAGCCCCUGAUGUGUUUGCAAGUAUUGCUGCUUUCGUUGGAGCUGAUGCUGGUGAAGUGGGACUUAAUAGUGUUUUAGGAGGUGCUAUUUUUGUUACCUGCAUUGUGGCUGGAUCAGUUGCUUUAUUUGUUGCAGGUUCAAAUGUACAGAUUGAUCGCCGAUGUUUUGUGCGUGAUGUGUGCUUCUUUCUCUUCACGCUUACUUCUCUUUGUCUUAUUCUAAUUGUUGGAAAAGUUAACUUGUGGGGAGCAAUAGCAUUCCUGUCAAUAUAUGUUAUGUAUGCAUGCACCGUUGCGGCAAAUGAAUUUUCAAAGAAGAAAGCGCAAACAUUGAAGAGGAGUUCAAUGACACCUAUGCAUCCUGUUCUUGGAAGUAGUUUUUCUCUUGGCGCCGAAGAUGAAGAUGAUUCCAUGUAUAGUCCUCUCUUGGAUUUAGAGUCAACUACAGGUUUUGCUGCUGGUCAUGCCCUUAUUGAGACUACGUUGCCUCAGUGGAUGUGGGCUUCAAAUGUUGCUAUUUACUCAAACGUGACAACGGCAAAAACAGCAGAGGAUACCAGGCCUUUGUGGGGUUGGAGUGAGGACAGUGAAAAUAAUCAGUCAAGGUGUUCAUUACUUCGCCUUUUAAUGUGUCUUGUGAAUUGGCCAUUGACAUUGCCAAGGCGAGUGACCAUCCCAAUUGUUGAGAAUGACCGAUGGUCAAAAACUUUUGCAGUUGUAAGUGUGAUACUGGCGCCAAUCCUGUUGUCUCUGUUGUGGAAUGCACAGGAAACCAAGCCCUUUGGUAUUGGUAAACUAGCAUAUGCUGCUGCAGGAAUUUCGGGUGCUAUAUUUGGAAGCUUAGCAUAUUUUAGAACAAACGCAGAUCACCCUCCUCGUACAUUCUUGUUUCCCUGGGUUGCAGGAGGUUUUAUUAUGAGCAUAGUGUGGUUUUACAUCAUUGCAAAUGAGCUGGUGGCUUUGUUAGUUUCCUUUGGUGUAAUUUUUGAAAUAAAUCCAUCAAUCCUAGGCUUGACUGUGUUGGCCUGGGGUAAUUCUAUGGGUGAUUUGAUGUCUAAUAUUGCUUUGGCAUUGAACGGAGGUGAUGGAGUACAAAUUGCUUUGUCAGGAUGCUAUGCAGGUCCCAUGUUUAAUACACUAGCUGGAUUAGGAAUUUCUUUGUUGCUGGGAUCCUGGUCUGCACAACCUGCCGCUUAUUUACUUCCAAAAGAUACCAGCUUGUUUUACACCCUAGGUUUUCUUGUAGCCGGGCUUGUGUUUGCUCUAAUUGUGCUGCCAAUGAAUGAUAUGCGGCCAAGCAAGUUGUUAGGGAUUGGACUUUUAACUCUAUACUCUUCCUUCCUUAUACUCAGACUGAGCAACGCUCUUGGGCUUUUCACUAUUUCUGGUUUAUAUUAACAUUCAUGUUCAAUGUUCCAGUUGUAAAGAAUGGCAAUUCAAGUAAGUGUAACUUAGUCCCGUUAAGGAAAUUUUAAUAAUUUUGUGUGGUUUUAUUUCCUGCCCCGGAGCAGUAUCCAUGUUUGACUAGCUUCUUUCAAUCAAUGAUAUGAAUGUUUGAUGGUUUUGUGA
Molecule: messenger RNA, 2900 nt
Organism: Cryptomeria japonica (Japanese cedar)
Lineage: Eukaryota; Viridiplantae; Streptophyta; Pinopsida; Cupressales; Cupressaceae
Product: cation/calcium exchanger 4
Exons: 1
Coding region: 612-2729 (705 amino acids)
Biological process (GO): transmembrane transport; monoatomic cation transport
Cellular component (GO): membrane
Molecular function (GO): monoatomic cation transmembrane transporter activity
Source: RefSeq, a predicted model, not a curated record